AUUAGAGAGAGAGAGAGAAGAGAGAGGAAGAGAGGCAAAUUGGCUAAGUUAGGAAGGAGAGGGAAGAGACCAGAGUGUCAGAGAAAGAGAGAGAGGCUGAGGUAGGAAGUAGGAGAGAAAAAGAAGGGGUAAAAACAACAAGAGAUUGACAGAGAGAACAGCGGAGAAGAAAAGAGUGAAGAGGUCAGCGUUAGAAAGACAGCGGGAGACUGGCUUAGCUGGAGAAAAGGAAAGAGAGCAACGGGGAAGGGAGAAAAGGAGUGAGAGAGCAGCGGAGAAGGGAGAAAGGAGUGAGAGAGCAGCGAGAGAAGCUGGCUAACGUGAAAGAAAACAAUAGGUGACGGUUUACAAAACAUGCAAGAUAUUUGGGUGUCUUCGAUGUUCAAGAGUCUCGGUCUACAGAGUAAAUUGGAACACGUCGGACUUGUUGGCUGGUCUGAGGCAGAUCACCAGAACUUGAUCCCUGAAGAUGGACAGAGUGACACAGCCAGCAACGAGGAGGACACACCUCAGAUUCCAGUUGAACCAACAACUACAUACAGUCCCAUUGACUGUUCCAUCUCGCUCAAUAAUAAUGAUGAUGAUGAUGGUGAUGGCAGCAAGAUGGAAAGUGGUGCAACAACAUCUGCUGAUGCCUGCUUCAACAUGGACUCCUUCUUUCCAGCCCCUCCCUUGCAGGACCUAUACCGCUACCAUAUUUUCUUUUCACACAGCCCCAAUGAUAUUGCAUGGAUCGAGAGCAUUGUGAAGAAGCUGGAGGAAUGUCCAUACAACUAUAAAUGUUACUACACCAAACCAAGCCCCACUGAGGCUACCCAAAGCAAUCAAGAAAAUCCCAGAAUUUCUAGUGGCCUUGGCGAUCCCAGCAUUCCUAGUAAUAUGAGUAGUCCCAUCAUUCCUAGAAGUCAUGGCAAAUGUAGCAUUCUCAACAACGACUAUGGCAAUCCCAGCAUUCCAAGUGGUCAUAGAAAUCCCAGCAUUCAUAGCCAUAACAAUUACAGCAAUCCCAGCAUUCCUAGCAUUCUUAUCAGCCAGAGCAGUCCUAGCCACGGCAAUAGCAUCAAGAACAAGAAUAAUAACAGCAACUGCAGCAGCAGAAGCAGCAGUACCAGAAGCAUCAUCAUCAACAACAGCAUCAAUAACAACAACAACAAAAGCAAUCCUAACAACACCAUCAACAGUAGCAACUGCAGUGUUGGUGAUGGUAGUGAUGACGACGACGAUGAUGGUGCUGAUGAGAGUGAAGAUGGUCUCAACGUAAAGCAGUGCAUCCAUACAGGCAGCAAGAACAAGGGCAAGACCACCUCCAAAACAAGGACCAGCAAUGGCACAAUCCAGUCAACACUAUGGGCUGCCAUGCUCAGUGAGCGUGUUGUGAUUGCGCUCAGCCGAAGCUAUGUCCUGUCGACAUGGUUUGACUUCCAGGAGAUCUUGCAGAACCUUACAGAAUCCAGCCUCUACCAGCAGCGUUUGAUUGUAAUAAUGCUGGAGGACUGUGAUGUGCCAGAACCACUUCAAACUGUUGGAUAUCUCGAUGUACGUCAGAAGCAGUUUUACUCAACAUUGACACGACUGUUACGUAGCAAUUGUCUUCCAAGAAGCAGUGAGUCCAUAAGCAGUGACCUGUCAUCAGUUCUUUCAACAAGAGCAAAUUUGUCAAAUGGUCAGUUGAUAGCAACAAUCACUGGCCGAAUUAAUGGCCAGUGGAAGGCAACUCUAGUCUUUGACUAUGAUGGAACUGUUCCGACACCUCUCAGCUGUCAUGGAAUUAAUGUGAGCCACAACGAAUUCACAAACAUUAUGAAAAAUAUUGUGAAUGAUGCUGAGAUAAUGAACAGUCUUGGAUGGCAGUUUACCAUGAAACCAGUUGUCAUAAUCUUCAUCCUCUCCAUCAUAUGGAUUGUCUCUUUCCUUCUUGUCAUCUUCCUUCUCAUUGAUGCUCCAAAGUCAAGUGCCUUACCAAUACGCCUUGCUGUUUUCUUGUUCCCCCUUCUGUUGCUGAUGGCUGGAUAUGCCUUACGGAGAAUGCAGAAGCAGAAUUGUGCAACGAUUGCUUUAGGGAUGUUGAACAGAUGUGUUCAUGUCAACCAGAUGCUUUACCAACUAGACAGACCAGUAUUGGUCACUGCUCUACAACAUGAAGGACACAGAUUUCUUAUCAAUUUUAUAUACUUUGAUAUUUCAGAAUGUGUGUUAAAUGUCAACUUCUGCCUGAGUGAGUUCACUGACAGUCUUACAGAGAAGUUGCUGGCCCUAAUCCAGUUUUACACUAUGGACCCACUUUACCUGUCACAUAAUUCCUUAGCUGAAAAGCUUGUUGUCAUGCUUGGUGCACCUUAUUCUCAGCAGUUGCUCCACCGGUUACUCUUGAAGCCCAGUCAAGAAUACCACAUCAGGGGACACAUGUGCCUGUGUCAGUAUGCUGAAGAGUUCCUCCUGCAUUAUUUUGGAUCCAUAGAAAACUCCGAAAGUAUGGCUGUUCUUGAUAGCGUCUUUUCCAAGUAUCUCAACUGUUCAAUACGAAAGAAGAGUUUAAACACAGUAAAGGAGAUGUUGAAACUGACCGAUGAUGACCACCCCUGUGAACAACAACAGCAACAGCAACAACAUGAACAGCAGCAACCAGUCAUCUGAUGAGGGAUCCACUAAGGCAACACUCAAACUGCUGAAAAAAAUGGAAAAUAGCAAAUAAAUCCCCUUAAAGUCUCAUAUACACCCAAAAUUAAAAAGUUCAAAGGUUACAUUGGAUGAUAUAGUCCCAGAUAGACUAUGACUAAAUAAAAGAGAUGGGCAUGGCUGGAAC
Messenger RNA from Octopus bimaculoides (California two-spot octopus), 2803 nucleotides. RefSeq lists its product as uncharacterized. NCBI's taxonomy places the organism in Eukaryota, Metazoa, Mollusca, Cephalopoda, Octopoda, Octopodidae. The record is from RefSeq and is a predicted model, not a curated record.